CCCGCCUAGAAGAAAAAGAAGAGGAUCAUUCGAAGCACCUCACGAGUCGCAAAAGAAAAGUAUACCACGACCAAAGCUCUAAACGCGAGAAUGGAAGUUCUUCACGACGCCCCGAACCCGGCAUCUUUCGUCACGCUCGCUGAGCACCAAUCCCACACGCCCGAGUCCUUCUACUCCGGGCCUCCGAUCCUGCACCACCUGAGCGAGAGAUGUAAGGUUGUGAUCCUGGACGGAGAUUUGACCUCCACCCCAGCAUUGAGCGGUCUUAGGCCUUCAACUGCCGGUCCAGAUGCGACAAAUGGCGCGCCUACUGUCGAAGCGUCCGGAGAUCAAGAGAAAGAAGUUGUGAUUGAUGGUGUCGACGUUUGGGUUACAUCUGAGAAAUUGCUCCUCUACAAUGCGGCUGCGACGACCGGCGUCGCCAUUCCGUACCCUACGAUAUCACUCCAUGCCAUUCAGCGCCUCAAGCUACCUAACUCACAAGAAACAACGGAUGUACAAGGACUAUACAUGCAGCUCUCAACGGGAGGGGAUGCUGAGGACAUGGAGGAGGAUGUAGAGGAAGAGCCAGUCUCCUUGACCAUUGUCCCGCAAACGGCUAGUACACGGGCAGAAGGGGAGGGAGAAGACGAAGCGCUCCUCACAGACGACAAGCCUUCCCAGACUCCCACGGAACUUCUCUUCGCUGCUUUAUCUACCUGCUCCAACCUCCACCCAGACCCGGCCGCCGGCGAGGAAGAGGGUGAAGAUGAGCAGCAGCUUGGGAACAGCGUGUUGUUCCAGAAUGGUCUGAUCAUGCCUGGAAACAGUGCAGGCGGGCUUCCUCCUGCGAUGCCUGGAAGUGGAGGAUGGAUUACGGCGGAAAAUAUGCACGAGUACUUUGACGAGGAGGGUAACUGGAUUGGUGAUGACCAGGGGCCUCUGGGACCGGGCGCAGGCUCGACCCGGCCCCGAGAGGACGACGAGGGAGGCCAAAACGGAAGUGGUGCAGAGACGGAAGAAACAAAAUGGCGAAGAACCGGGUGAUCAAUAUCUUCAUAGAGCAAUAUUGUCUCAAAAAUGAUCGAAAUGCAAAGAUUAAAGGGAGAUGAGUUGCGAAGCCUGUGAAUACUCAAUAAGUUGUGCUAUCCAACUAUAGCUGCAUACUAUAAUAAUAUUCACACUUUGAAAGGCCAGAUGUUGAUAGAUCAGUUUUUUCAGACGUUUGCGCUACAUCUGCUGGCGCAGGAUAUCGAGUUAGGCUUGGACGGCCAUGCCCUUCUCCAAGGUUGUAGCAGCUAGCCGCCAUAUACUCCGUAAUACAGAAUAGAUCCAUUACUUUCUCACUUUGAAACAAAUCCUCUCAUUAGUCCGACUGAGCGUUUUAGCAACCCUGGAAUGAGUCGUCCCAACAGAAAAGAAAAAGGGGUUUCGUGGUGGAUCGCAUUGAAUUGCCCUUCCGCCUACCUUACGCUCUCCUUGUAUCGGAUGUGAAUUCCGUCCCCGGCUCGAGGCAACCCAAAUGGAGAACAUCCAAACUACAAUGGCCCAAGUUGCCGGAAGCUUUGGCCAUCAGCCUUUGGGUGUUGAACGCCCGUUCGUAUGUAUGUCGCAAGUGUGCUCUUGAAUGUAUACCUGCAGACCUCGCCCAUCAGCUGCAGGUGGAGAUGCGAAGUCGCGCAAUGUUAAAAUGCGUAACGGCCAUUUCCAUUGGGCAUUUGAGAGCCACUAUUCAACGUAGAAUCACGGAGUAUAUCCUAAUGAUCCAUGAGAAACAGUUGACGACAUAAUGGGCUCAUGACUCUCAAAACAAGGAGCCCAUAGAGCUGAGGUCAUGAACGGUGAUAGCCCAGCUCCGUGAAAGUCCAUAAGCUGUUUUUCAAAAGUUGACUCCGUCAUCGGUCUUUUGGGCUCAACUUCCCCCGCACUAGUACGUCUGGCUGGCUGCGCCUAGCAUGUGCAGUGUAUAUCACAUCCCUUCCCCGACGGAAAAGAAGAAAACGUUGAAAG
Molecule: messenger RNA, 1989 nt
Organism: Coccidioides immitis RS
Lineage: Eukaryota; Fungi; Ascomycota; Eurotiomycetes; Onygenales; Onygenaceae
Product: chloride channel, nucleotide-sensitive, 1A
Exons: 2
Coding region: 91-1026 (311 amino acids)
Biological process (GO): mRNA cis splicing, via spliceosome
Cellular component (GO): cytosol; spliceosomal complex
Source: RefSeq, a predicted model, not a curated record